AUGACACAAAAUGCUUGGCGCACGCUCGGCACUAUAUUAUUCUUUUUCGAUGCGACCAAUGGUGCGUUGUUGGCGGCUCCCGUCGACUGCCUUGGCCGGUACUGGCGCGGUGACGGAGGGUCGAAGGGGCGUGUGAGCCGUGGCUGUACGGAUACCGACUACCGCCCUCCACCGCACAAACUGACGUACACCAGCUCGACCGUCUCGUCCGCCGUCUCAGGGCCACCGCUCCCACCUCCGCCGUCCCACAGCCAUGCUGGGGCUUACGAGCUGCGGUCCGAACGAAAAGGUAACCGCGAACGCCACGCCGCGUCAUGGAACCAACGCGUCGACCCGGCGCCUGGUUUCGUCCAUGACCGAUUGCCGACAGCCCUAUAA
Cinara cedri is the source of this 378-nucleotide messenger RNA. The record is from the annotation of a GenBank genome assembly. Lineage: Eukaryota; Metazoa; Arthropoda; Insecta; Hemiptera; Aphididae.